AUGGAGCAGGCCUGCGAAGUGAGCCGCCGCAGCUGCCUCGUCCCCUUCGGCACCUCGCUGGCGGCCGCCGAGCCCAAGGGCGGCCCCUUCGGCGAGGCCCGCGGCCCCGAGCCGCCCGCCAUGCAGCUAGCGGCCGCCAAGCCCGGCUACGGCCAGGACCCGUCGUCCUGCUACAUCCCGCUGCGCCGGCUGCAGGACUUGGCCUCCAUGAUCAACGCCGAGUACCUCGGCGGCGCUGCCGACGGCGCUGAAGCCCUGCCCGACCCCGGCUCGCCGCCCCCCCGCCUGCCCGCACCGCAGGACCCGGCUGCCGAGGCGCCCCGCGGGGCCCGGGCCUUCCCCCUGCUCCUGCGGGACGGCGGAGAGGAGGCGCCGGAGGAGGAGGAGGAGGAGGGCGCCAAGACGCCGGAGGAGGAGGAGGAGGAGGAGGACGACGACGACGACGACGACGACGACUACGAGGAAGAGGAGGAGGACGACGACGACGACGACGACGAGGAGGAGGAGGAGGCGGCAGAGCCCGGCUCGCGGAGCCGCGGCCGCCCCGGGCCGCAGCGGGGCCCCGACAGCCGCCUGCAGCCGGGAGAGCCGGUGCCGGACGGCGGUCCCGGGGAGAAGCCGGAGUCCUCGGCGGCCCUGCAGCUCAUCCAAGCCCAGAAGAAACCUAUUCCAGUGAAGUAUGAAGUUGGAGAUCUUGUUUGGGCCAAGUUCAACAGACGCCCAUGGUGGCCAUGCACAAUUUGUCAUGACCCAGUGCUGGACUGUCACUCAAAAAUGAAAGUAGUUUCCAGUGGGAGACCAUACCGAGAGUACUAUGUGGAUGCCUUAGGAGAACCUUCAGAGAAAAGCUGGGUUGCUGGGAAAGCUAUUGUCCUCUUUGAAGGAAGACAUCAGUUUGAAGAGCUGCCUGUUCCCCGGAAAAGAGGGAAGCAAAAGGAAAAAGGCUACAAACAUAAGGUUCCGCAAAGAUUUAUGGCUAAAUGGGAAGUCAGUGUUGGACAGGCAGAAGACAUUCUUCUCAGAGGACCAGAGGAUCAAAAGUGCAGCCAGAACUCCAGUGAGCCGGACAGUGAGAAGGACAUGCAGUCAGAAUACUAUACCAAUGGCCCUGGAGCAGAAAGGGACAGGCAGCUGAACGGCUGCUUUAAAUCCUUGGCGUUUGACUCCAGACACGCGACCAGUGAAAAAGGAAAAUUGCACAUUAAGCCACAUGUGAAAAAAAGCUCUGAAAGCAGAAAAAGGACUAGAGUAAAAAAGAGCAGCGUGAGAGGGGAAGCACCUAGGGGAGAAAUCAAAGACAAAACACCAGAGAGCAUAGUUAGAAACACAAUUGCUGGGGACCUACCAGAGAAACACGCGUCUCAUGAACUUCGCCGGAUUGCCAACAGCCUGACAGCAUCCAGCAGCACCAGGGAAAACCAUUUGCUUUCCUCAUUUGGAGAAAGACGUUUUGAAAAGACACCUUUGAAAACGGACUGUGAGAAUCGUAAAAGUGAUACUCUCAAGAACACUCUCCAAGGGGAUUUGUUUUCCAGCCCAUCUUUUGAGAGAGAGAAGAGCUCCCUGGGCAUUUUGUGCAGUUCUAAAUUACAAAUACAUUAUUCUGCAUCUGAUGCUGGUAUUGAGAAAAAGCAAACUGAAUCGGAUUCAUCCUCUUCCCUCUCUGAUGGUGGGGACAGUGAUGUAGAUACCAUGGACCAAAAUUCAGAGAGAGCCUCUAGUGCUCUUGAAGUUAGUGAUUCUUCAGAUAAAGUGGAGAAGGAAUUUCCUAUGACGUCAAGUGGAAACAUUAAACUUUCCAUGUAUCUUUCUCAGAAGAGCAGCAGAAGGGCCAGGAAGAAGUCAUACAGAGAUCGCAAACCUCUGGGAGGUUCAGUAACCAGCAGACUUGAUGCUGAAUUUGCAGAUGAAGAGCUGGAAGUUGGCUUCUCUGAUGCUGAGAUGUCAUUGAUGGCUCUUGAGUGCUCUUCGGAUGUGAGAAAUGACAAUCUUUCCCCAGCAAACAAGCACACUACCCCCCAAAGUGUCUCCAAGGAUAGCUCCUGGCCUGCUGUUGCAAAUCAAGCAAUCUUAAAACCGAAAAGCAUGAAAUUACCCCGAAUCAGGAGUAUAAAAUGCAAACAUAAAGAAAAGGUUGGUGGGUUGGAGCCUUCUCUUGCGGAAGAGGAGGGUGGUGUGAAUUGCUGCUCUUCGGAUACCAAAGGUUUCUCUGGCCUUCUGAGAAGUGGAAAAGUUGAUGGUCAGAAACUAUUAAACAACAUGCAUGAGAAACCCAGGGAUUCUGCUGAAAUCGAAACGGCUGUGGUGAAGCACGUCUUGUCAGAGCUGAAGGAACUGUCUUACCGGUCCAUGAAUGAUGAUGCCAGUGACUCUGGCACUCCAAAGGCCACAGUACCUUUACUUUUCUCUUCUGCCUCUGGUCAUGGUCGUUUGCCUAUUGAACCAGAUUACAAAUUCAGCACCUUGUUAAUGAUGUUGAAGGAUAUGCAUGACAGUAAGACAAAAGAGCAGCAACUGAUGACUGGUCAAAAUAUAGUCCCAUUUCGAAAUACCAGCACAGCUGAUGGUUCUGGAAGCAAUUCUGCGAGUGGUCUGAAGUCUUUGUCUAUUGUAGGUCCCCCAUAUAAAAUAGAAAAAAAUGGAGAUUGUGUCCAGGAAACAGUAAAUCCAAACUCCGCUAUAAGCAACUCCUCAUUUUCACGCAAUCCUCCAACCAAGUUGACGGGGAUUGGUUCUGGUAAAAGGGAGCCUGCAAGUGCUGCUGUUUCUGGGACAAAUGGCACAAAUUGCGUGUCCAAACGCAACUGUUCAAAAUCUAAGCAGUCAUCUAAGCUUGGAGAUAAAACAAUUUCAAACAGAAAGGACUUAAAACCAGGAGGGCCAACACAUUCAGAGAGGAAGCGCCUUAGAAAGCCAAGUAAACGGCUUCUGGAGUAUGCAGAAGAAUAUGAUCACUUGUUUGCACCCAAGAAAAAAUCAAAGAAAAACCAGGAGCAAUUGCAAAAGGUGAAUUCUGUGGUGAGGUCUGAAUUUGAAGGAGGUCUUCCUGCACAAUGCAGUCCUGACAGAGAUACCCAGCGGGGGCCGAGUUCUUUGGUUUCAACUCCAUCUUCAACCAAAGAAUCCCCUCCCAUCCUUGAAGCAGAGUGUUCCUUCUCAGAACUAGGAUCCCACUCCACUGAUCACAAUAAUCAAGUUCCAGAAGGACCUUCAGAUAUUCCAGACCUGGUGGUGCUGUCUGCCUCAGAUGCUUCUGAAGUUUCUGCUUCUCCAGAUGCAGAAGAGGGAUUCCUGAAAUCAGGAAACUUUGAAGGCAAACGUCAAAGGAAGCCCACUAAAAAGCUCUUGGAAUCCAAUGAUUUGGACACUGCCUUUAUGCCAAAGAAGGAGGAGUGGACUCCCCAAAAGAAGAGUACUGGCCCUUCAGAGAGCGACAGCUCUGAGCUCUACUCACCAGCCCACUUUCAGGACCUGGGAGAAGCUUCUGAAAAGCUCUUGGAGAAACAGCGGAAGCGGAAGAGACAGCGCCAUACCACUGCUGCAGUCCAUUCCAAGAAGGAGAAAAAUGAGGAGGGGCUGGGGGAGACCCCACACUCUGAGGGGGAGACGUCGAUUCAUGGGACAGCUGCAAGCCCAAAAGAGGGUAAUGAAGAGGGGUCAGAGAAUGACCAUGGAGUGCCUUCAUCCAAAAAGAUACAGGGGGAGCGUGGAGGAGGAGCAGCUCUCAAGGAGAACGUGUGUCAGAUCUGCGAGAAGCCAGGGGAGUUGUUGCUGUGUGAGGCACAGUGCUGUGGUGCUUUCCACCUGCAGUGCCUUGGGCUCUCCGAGAUGCCAAAGGGCAAAUUCAUCUGCAAUGAGUGUUCCACAGGGGUCCACACCUGCUUUGUGUGCAAGAGCUGUGGGGAGGAUGUGAAGCGGUGCCUGCUGCCCCUCUGUGGGAAGUAUUACCACGAAGCCUGCAUACAGAAAUAUCCACCCACAGUCAUGCAGAACAAGGGCUUCCGCUGCUCCCUGCACAUCUGCAUGACCUGCCAUGCUGCUAACCCAGCAAACAUCUCUGCGUCUAAAGGUCGUCUGAUGCGCUGUGUGCGGUGUCCGGUUGCGUAUCACUCCAACGAUUUCUGCCUCGCUGCUGGCUCCGUGGUCCUCGCCUCCAACAGCAUCAUCUGCCCCAACCACUUCACCGCGCGGAGGGGCUGCCGCAACCACGAGCACGUCAACGUCAGCUGGUGCUUUGUCUGCUCGGAAGGGGGCAGCCUUUUAUGCUGCGAGUCGUGCCCGGCUGCAUUUCAUCGUGAGUGUCUAAACAUUGAGAUGCCAGAGGGAAGCUGGUAUUGUAAUGAUUGCAAGGCAGGCAAAAAGCCACACUACAAAGAAGUAGUCUGGGUGAAAGUUGGGCGCUACAGGUGGUGGCCAGCUGAGAUUUGCCAUCCUAGGACAAUUCCUGUCAAUAUCCAGAAAAUGAAGCAUGACAUCGGUGAGUUCCCUGUGCUGUUCUUCGGCUCCAAGGAUUACCUGUGGACACACCAGGCUCGUGUGUUCCCUUACAUGGAAGGUGAUGUCAGCAGCAAAGACAAGAUGGGGAAGGGCGUGGAUGGCAUAUACAAGAAAGCUCUUCAAGAAGCUGCUGUGAGAUUUGAAGAGUUGAAGGCACAGAAAGAACUGAGACAGCUUCAGGAAGACAAAAAGAACGACAAGAAACCUCCUCCCUACAAACAUAUCAAGGUGAACCGACCGGUGGGGAAGGUGCAGAUCUUCACUGCAGACCUGUCCGAGAUCCCACGCUGCAACUGCAAACCCACCGAUGAAAACCCCUGCGGCCUGGACUCCGAGUGCAUCAACCGCAUGUUGCUCUACGAGUGCCACCCCAUGGUGUGUCCUGCUGGGGAGCGCUGCCAGAACCAGUGCUUCUCCAAGCGCCAGUAUCCCGAGGUACAGAUCUUCCGCACGCUGGCACGAGGCUGGGGCUUGCAAGCCAAAACAGACAUCAGGAAGGGUGAAUUUGUUAAUGAGUAUGUUGGGGAGCUAAUUGAUGAAGAGGAGUGCCGAGCCCGAAUCCGCUAUGCUCAGGAGCAUGACAUUACCAAUUUCUACAUGUUGACACUGGAUAAGGAUCGAAUCAUUGAUGCUGGGCCAAAGGGCAACUACGCUCGGUUCAUGAACCAUUGCUGCCAGCCCAACUGUGAGACUCAGAAAUGGUGUGUGAACGGUGACACACGAGUCGGGCUCUUCGCACUUGUAAAUAUCAAAGCUGGGACUGAGCUGACUUUCAACUACAAUCUGGAGUGUCUGGGAAAUGGAAAGACCGUUUGUAAAUGUGGUGCCCCAAAUUGCAGUGGCUUCCUAGGAGUAAGGCCAAAGAGCCAGCCCAGUCUCACCGAGGAGAAGUCCAAGAAGCUGAAGAGGCGGCCACAGAUGAAGCGCAGGUCGCAGGCGGAGGUGAUGAAGGAGCGAGAGGACGAGUGUUUCAGCUGUGGGGACGGAGGGCAGCUGGUUUCUUGUAAGAAGUCAGGCUGCCCCAAGGUGUACCAUGCAGACUGCCUCAACCUGACCAAGAGACCUGCAGGAAAAUGGGAGUGCCCGUGGCAUCAGUGUGAUAUGUGUGGUAAGGAAGCAGCUUCGUUCUGCGAGAUGUGCCCCAGGUCCUUCUGCAAGCAGCACCGGGAAGGAAUGCUCUUCAUCUCCAAGCUGGAUGGACGAUUAUGCUGUACGGAGCACGAUCCCUGUGGGCCUCACCCUCUAGAGCCAGGAGAAAUUCGUGAGUAUGUGCCUCCCAUAGAAGCCCUGACUAAUGGAGAGGACACCCAGCCACCAGAGCAGCUGCCUGCAGAGGUAGACACAGAGGCAGACACAGACCUGAGCGUUCAGACCCUGGACAGCCUACCUCAGUCUGUGGCCCUCAGACUGCAGUCACCAGAAAAGCCCCCUGCUACCCUGGCGCUGAGGCUGCCAUCAUCAGACAAGCCCCCCACCACCCUUGCCCUGAGGCUGCAGCCGUCAAACAAGCCCCCCACUACCCUGGCCCUCAGGCUGCCUUCACCAGACAAACCACCCGCCACCCUGGCUCUGAGACUGCCACCAUCAAAUAAACCCCCCGCCACUUUGUCACUGAGGCUGAAGCCAUCCAACAAACCCUCCACCACCCUCUCGCUCCGGCUGCAGCCUUCGGACAAACCUCCCACCACCCUGUCACUCCGCCUGCAGCCGUCAGACAAGCCCCAGGCCGCCCUGUCCCUAAGGCUGCAGUCAGAGAAGCAGCCCAUCAUCGUAGCGCUGCGGCCUCAGCAGCCCGACAAACCUCCCACCAACGCGGUGCUCUGGCCCCUGGAUGAGUCCUCCAGUGACACCUCGCAGCCUCAGCUGCCGAGCAAAUCUCCUCCGGGAUCACCACAGUCGUUGGAUGAGUCGCUUGUUACUGCUGGUGCCCUGCAGCUCCAGCUGUCAGACGAGCCUCCAGACACCCCUGAGGUUUUGGGGUUAUCGGACAAGUCCCUCAUUGACACCGGGACCCAGCAGCCUGAGCUGCUGGAUGAGUUCCCCACAAAAUGCCUGCAUCCUCCACUGUCUGACAGACUCCUCGCCACGGUGGGGACGCUGCAGUCCCAGCCGGCAGAUGAGCCUCCUGAGGCCGAUCAGCUCCAACCACUGGAUGACACUUCUGCCCAGAGCCCACAGCCACAGUCUGUGGAAGAGGAUCCCAGCUCUGUGGUGCCACAGGUCCCAGUAUUGGAGGUGGCUUCCAGUCCUGAGGUGCUGUGGCCUCUGCCCAUUGCAGAAGUCCCCGACUCCCCUGUCUCACGGAUCCUGCCUGCAGAGAAGGCUCCUGGAUCGGCAGUGCCACGACCCCUGCCUCUAGAAAAUGCCUCCUUCUCCACUGCAAUGCGGGUCCCAGCCACAGAGAAGGCUCCUAGCUCUGGGUCACCCCAUCCCCUGACUCCAGAGAAGGCUCCUGCCUUGGGUAUGCCACGGAUCCUGCCCACAGAGAAGGCUCCCAGCUUAGGGGUGUCGUGGCCCCUAACUCCGGAGAAGGCCCCUGGCUCCCGGUCGCCUCACGUCCUGACUGUGGACAAGGCUCUGAGCUCUGGGGCCCUGCGGAUCCCACUCACACAAAAGGCUCUCUCCCCUGGGGUGCUGCGACCCCUGCCUCCGGAGAAGGCUGCUGACUCCGGGGCCCUGCGGGUCCUGCCUCUGGAAAAGGCUCUCAGCUCUGGGGUGUCUCGGCCUCAGCUCUUGGAGAGACCUCUCGCUCUUACAGCCCCGUGGCCUCAGGCAUCAGACAAGCUGACUGCUGCCGUGGCUCCUCGGCCUCAAGCCUUGGAUAAGCCUCUGGCUGCAUCAGCUCCAAGGCUGUUGCUGUCGGAGAAGGCGCUGCGACCUGUCGACCAGAAUGCUCAACCGAAGGAGAGAGGAGCCCCGGCCAUGGAGCUGAAUCCCCAGCAGAAAGAGAGGACCAUGUUAGCUGGGGAGCAAAUCUCUUGGUCUGCUGGGAAGGUAGUGACGCAUGUUGGACAAGUACCGUGGCCUACGGAGAAACUACAGACGCACGAGCAGACCCACUGGCCCACUGCAAAAGCCCUGAUGCCUGCUGAGCAGCCUUCCCGGACAGCAGAGAAACCACCAGAGCCAACCAUUCAGCCCAGCUGGGAAGUGGCCUCAGCCCCCGCAGAGCAGACCCCGUGGACAUCAGAGAGAUUGCGUGCAUUCGAGCAGACCCCUCGGCCAGCCAGGGAAGCGCCAGUGCCCCCAGAGCAGAUGCAGUGGCUUGUCACGAACAUUCAGACAAUUGACCAGAUUUCUUGGCUGGGUGGAAAAGCACAGACUCCUCGGGGGCAGGACCCUUUGCCUGAACAAAACACAGCGUUAGCCUGUAACCAGGAUUCUGUCUGUCGUGAGUUGGCCGACUCAGAGCCAAAGUGAGGUUGGUAAAUAUGGGAGGCAGGUUUCAGUUGUUUAAUGUUUAGGGAGGGGGAAUCUUUCUUUUGUUUUUUUUUAUUCACUUCCCUGAGCCCAGCCCCUAACCCAUGCACAUCCCAUCCAUAUUCUCUCAUGACAUGAGCAAGGACAUUCUCUUAAACCUGAGUCUGGCCCAAGCAAGGGGAGAGAGCAUCCGUGACCUUUUCCUCUUCCUUUAACAAAUGGUAAAGCUGAAAUAAAGAGUCCACUCUGGGUGAAAAUCUCCAAUUCCAUUGAAAUGGUCACAUUACUGAUCCAGCGUGUUCAAGCUCCAGGUCUGAUUCAUAGGUGGGUUCCCAGGUACAGCCAGGGGCCUUGCUUUCAUUACUACAUUUAAAGGAAGGAGAUCAGUCAGGCUGCCCUGGGACUGAAGAAGUUUCAGGAUCAGGUGGUGAGCAGUCAGGUACAUGUCCUUGCCAGACUCUAGAAGCAGGGAAGGGAUUCUUGUUGUCUGCCCAGGUCUCUGUCCCUGCAGGGCGUUGCUUUGUGAGGUUUAUCCGUAUGUUCACUGGGAUGUGCUGUGUGUGUGGUUUGCUGAAGGACAAGGAUCAUCUCCAGUGAGCUGGGAGAGGAGCCCCUGCACUCACUCAGUGCAGUUUUCUCCAUUAAUAGGCAGUGUCCAUUCAGGCUCCUUUGUACAGAGCUGCAUCUGGCCAGGCCCGAGAAACAGGAAAUCUGGAGGAAGUCAGGGAAAAGAGAGAUCUUGGAAGUAGUCGUCUGGCAGUGUUUUCAUUCUUGUGUCUUAAUCCUUUAGCACAGGACAUGUGGAGUGCUUUCCUGCCCUUGAAAACGUAGUGACCCGUAAAGCAGCAAUAGUGGAGCAGGGCAGAGUGGGUUCCCCAAGGUGCUGAGCUCUGCCCUGGCAAGGGAGUGGUGCUCCCUUUCAAAUUUCCAUCCAGUCUCUUCUGUCUCAAUGUGAGCCAGCGGACUGAGCAGUCCUUUCUCCCCUUGCCUCAGGCGUGUUCAGGACGUGUUCCCAUCACACCUGGUAUUGCCAGCAGCAAGCAAAACCUGACUCGCUCACUGCACAGCGCAGAGGCAAGGGUUCCGUAGCUGUAUCGGGACCCAUCUCAACACCUUCCCCUUGGGCAGCUUCUGGCUUAACUCUUCUACAACCAAAGGAGACUUGAAUUAACUGGACUGUGUUGGGGUGAGUGUGAGUGUGUGUGUGUGUGUGUGUGUGUCCUUCCAACUGAAUUGUAGUUCUCACACUGGAACAUGGUGGGCUCCAGCAGCUGGCUGGCUUUCUUUUUUCCUCUUCUCCCUUUUCCAGUGAAAAUAGAUGUUUAGUACCUGGUAGUCAUCAAGCUGGUGUCCAGACUAGGCCUGCUGAAAGCCAUUCACUCAAGCAUGGAGGCAGAAGUUGGCUUGGCUGUGGUGCUUGUGGGCCAGGUGGUAGAGUCCCAGGGCCCUGCAGCAUCUUGCGACCACCGGCACCCUCGCAGGCAGGAGGAGGAGGAUGGGCCUCCCUGGUGGCAGUGCCUGGGCUGGAUGGGGUCAGUGUCCUGCCAAGGAAGCACUGCUGACCAGCAUUUUCCCACUGUCACAACACAUUACCUCUGUGGUUUGCCUGAGCUCCACCAAUCUGGGGCCGCAGCCUCGGAUCUCUGUGCCGCCACCAGACCCUCACGCAGCUCCAGUGUGUGUAUCCUUCUCCUUCCAGGCUGAUCCACAGGUCCCUCCCCAGAAGGGAAGCGUUCAGCUCCAGGCCAACCCUCUCCCUCUGACAUGGGAGGGACUCGACCCUUUGCUUCCUUGUUCCCACCUGGCUUGCAAGUGCCUGCUGCUCCCAGAGCAGACAGUCAUGAGCUUUGCAGUUUUCUAUGAAGGGAGGCAGACACCUGUGCCGAGACAAAUCCCAGUCUAUUCUGCUUUCCUGACUUGUGCACCCUGAGACAACGUCCUCCUGAAAAGGCCGGGUGUGCUGGGCACGAGGGGACAUUACCAGUGCUAUGGUGCAUCUCUUCUCUAGUCCAAAUCAUUUCAGAUCCUUUGUAGAAUAGCUCACGGCUUGGAAAAGCUUUAUGGCUUAUGGAAACUUACUUGUUAAAUGUUGUUUUUUUCCGGGAAGACUAGCAGGUCAGUUCCUGCUUGCUGCUGAAACUGGGGAAAUACAAGCAGCUUAUGUUUCUGCGUGACUCCUCCAGAAAGGGAAUCAGGACAACUCAGAUCCAUUGAGAGAGAAGAUUGUCUUAAGGGCAUUCGUUAACUUUUUUAAACAAAAUUAAAAAAAAAGAAAAAAAAAGGUAAUGACGUUCAGUAUAUUAAGUAUUUAUCAUGUGUGAGAAGGAAAAUAAAUCUUGAAUUUACAUUUAUAAGCCUUCCCAUGAGCUGGACUUAGUCAUGUAGAUUGUGUAAGUAGGGUUCCCUCAGUGCCGGUGCCCAGCCAGCUCCCGCUGUAACCAGAGAGGUCUCUGCACUGCUCUGUCCACCUCCGCUUUGCAUUGUCACGUGUUAACUCGCUACUUGUUUCAUGAAAAAAUAAACUGUGAAUAUUUUUGGUGCA
Messenger RNA from Lepidothrix coronata (blue-crowned manakin), 10459 nucleotides. It is a transcript of the gene NSD1, whose product is annotated as nuclear receptor binding SET domain protein 1. Gene Ontology annotation, cellular component: chromatin; nucleus. Bases 1 to 7917 code for a protein of 2638 amino acids. The record is from RefSeq and is a predicted model, not a curated record. NCBI's taxonomy places the organism in Eukaryota, Metazoa, Chordata, Aves, Passeriformes, Pipridae. Gene Ontology annotation, molecular function: protein binding; histone H3K36 methyltransferase activity. The transcript is spliced from 22 exons. Gene Ontology annotation, biological process: regulation of DNA-templated transcription.